AUGAAUAACGCACAUUUGAUUUCUGAAAAGAGGAUGGAGCGCACGGUGAUGUUAGUGGGGGCGCUAAUGUCUUUCGCUGUUGUCCUGCCAGCAGCGCGGGCAGGAAUAUGCCCAAUGAAUAUAACGAGGGAACUGGAUGCGCAUCCAUGGAUGCUUCGGCAAUGCUUAUUAAGGGACAAAUCAUUUUGCUGCGAGGGCAUCAGCGACCUGAUCAAAAUCCUGCACUUCUCCUGGAUGCACACAACUCGUUCUUUUCUAUUACCCGACAACCAAACGGCCGACUCCUGCGUCGAUGAAUUCAGCGAGCAACUCAUAGGCCGCGGGAUCGACUCCCAUCUCAUUGCAAAUUGCAGGCUGGACCUCCAUAGCUUCCUAAGCGACUCUUCCACCUGCAAUAAUAUUACGGAUUUUCAGAGCUUCGAGAAGACGGUCAAUGCGUCGUCUCUGAGGAAAAACUGCAAUGCAUCGAGGCCGGGGACAUUCCAGUGCAGAGACUGCGUGAUGGCCAUGGGCAGGGCGCUCAAUUACUUGACUGAAAUUCCCCUCUCAGGAGGGAAAUCUAAAUGCCCGGCGUUCGUGCUAAUUUAUGUGGGAGGCGGCAUCAACUGCUACGACGCCAUAGGCCCCGACGCCGCUUCUUGUAUACUCAGCGUCAACAAUUUGUCUGCCAUGGCAACCGCAAGGCGUCUGCCUCAUAACAGAGUGGCUCCCAACGCGGUUACCAAGACGCUUGUCAUGACGCUCGUUCCUUCGCUGGGGGUGCUCAUCAUUGUGUUGGCCGCCAUGGUUGCGUACCUGAGAAGGCUCCGCAGCGUGAAGGAGAGGCAACAGAGGAAGCUGAUCCGGAGGUAUGAGAUCCUCAGCGAGACUACAGGUUUGAUCUUCUUCGACAUGACCGAGAUAAAAGACGCCAUGGGGAAUUUCUCGGAGUCGAGCCUUAUAGGAGAGGGGAGCUUCGGUAGGGUGUACAGAGGCACUCUGGCAGACGGAAGGCGAAUAGCUGUGAAGAGAUUCAAGGACUUAAGGCAGAGAGCGGAAGAGGAGUUCAGCCACGAGGUCCAGGUGAUCAGCAACACCAAGCACCGGAACUUGCUCCCUCUGAAAGGCUACAGCAUGGGGGUCAUCGACCAAGUGCCGGAGCAAGUUCUGGUCUACGACUUGAUGGAGAACGGAAGCCUGGCGGAUUAUUUCUUUAGCUCUACCCGACCCUGUCUGACAUGGCCCCAACGGUUCAAGAUCUUGGUGGGAAUAGCGAGGGGGCUGUCGUACCUGCACGAAGAUGCGAAGCCGGCGAUUCUUCACAGGGACGUCAAGGCGGCAAAUGUACUUCUGGACGAGGAACUCAGCCCUCUCGUGGCCGACUUUGGGAUGGCCAAAUUCAAGACGGCGGGCAAGACGCACUAUACCACGCGCACUGUGGGCACGAUGGGUUACGUGGCUCCCGAGUACGCGCUCUACGGUUACCUCAACGACAAGAGCGACGUCUUCAGCUUUGGUAUCAUUGUGCUCGAGCUCUUGACGGGUCGUCGGGCUUUCGAAUCGCGCACUAAUCGUCUCGAGCACGUCCUCGUCUCCGACUGGGUUGUGGACAUGAGUCAGAAUGGGAAAUCUGGAGAAAUAAUAGACGAGAGGAUUCGGCAUUCCGGUUACAGGCAGAGUAUGGAGAGGGUGUUGUUGUUGGCGCUGCAGUGCGCCCACCCGAGAGUUGGGUGCAGGCCUUCCAUCGGUGAGGUGCUGUUGAUUCUGGAAGGCAUGGAGAGCCCUUCGCCAAACAUGAUUUCUGCACUACAGAGCAUGGAACUGGACCUCGAAUCCUCCUGCAAUAGCAGAGGCGACUUUACAUGGCUUAUAUCUUCCGAAUUUACGUGA
Messenger RNA from Cryptomeria japonica (Japanese cedar), 1869 nucleotides. Its product is annotated as probable receptor-like protein kinase At1g11050. The transcript has a single exon. Bases 1 to 1869 code for a protein of 622 amino acids. Gene Ontology annotation, molecular function: protein kinase activity; ATP binding. Gene Ontology annotation, biological process: protein phosphorylation. Lineage: Eukaryota; Viridiplantae; Streptophyta; Pinopsida; Cupressales; Cupressaceae. The record is from RefSeq and is a predicted model, not a curated record.